This is a messenger RNA of Jatropha curcas, 657 nucleotides long. RefSeq names its product Ribosome associated membrane protein RAMP4. Gene Ontology annotation, cellular component: endoplasmic reticulum. The record is from RefSeq and is a predicted model, not a curated record. NCBI's taxonomy places the organism in Eukaryota, Viridiplantae, Streptophyta, Magnoliopsida, Malpighiales, Euphorbiaceae. Gene Ontology annotation, biological process: endoplasmic reticulum unfolded protein response.
UGAUUUUUUCUUCAGAAAAUCAGACACAGAUCGGAAGAGAGGGAAAGGGGAGAGAGAAAGAGCUCGCCGGAGAAGGGAGGAGACGAAAUCACCUGUAGUUUCUCUUUAAGCUUCAUCGCUCCAAUCGUUCCCGGCUAUCAGAUCUCCCCGUAACCAUGACUACAUCAAGGCGCCUUGCAGAUAGGAAAGUUGAGAAGUUUGAGAAAAACAUUACCAAGAGAGGAGCUGUACCUGAAACCACUACUAAAAAGGCAAAGGACUAUCCUGUUGGCCCUGUUCUGCUUGGAUUUUUCAUAUUUGUGGUCAUUGGAUCAUCUCUAUUCCAGAUAAUCAGGACUGCUACAAGCGGAGGCAUGGCAUAAAUGUAGAACAAACAUAAUUGAAAGGUGGAAGAUGUUAGCCUGUAGUUGAGAUGGAAAUACUUGACUUUGUUAUUCUUGUUCUGAACUAAGCUAUUUUAAUAAAUUUGCCCAUUCCUAUAAUAUGUGUCUAGAAGAUGUCUUGACAGCUGCUAACGAUGAUGGUGUUAUUUUUACCUGAGUGUCGUGUCGACAGUUUAUCUAUUUUUUGAUCAUAUAUGAGUUUGGAACAAAGUGAUGCAUCUGAAUUUCAGGCUCUUGAAAUGAGAUUGCUUUUGUGGUUCUUAGGCUACAGCUA